GCCACAUCCGCGAUAUGGACGUCGCACCCAUUGGAAAAGUUAUUCCGCAGCACAAGAAGAAACCCCGGCGACGUGGACCACGUCUUACAGGCGUCAGCAAGCAGCGCCGGGUGGCGAAUGCACGUGAAAGACGCCGGGUUGAAAUUUUAAACAUGAAUAUCCAGAUAUUACGACAUAUGAUUCCUCUUCCGCCGCAGGAGAAGGAACCUUCAAAGACUGAAGUGAUAUGGCUAGCUGUAGAUUACAUCACAGAGCUCACCAAAAUGUUGGAUUCUGCUGAUCAGUGGCAGGCUGAGCUUGAAAUGUUCGAUAUUGACUCUUUGGAUAGCUUAGAUGACAGCCCUCUGUUUAAUUUGGAAGAUUGUGCGCCAUUGUCUUUUUGAGUCGUACGCCUUUCCAAAAUAACGAUGCGUCCAAACUUGAUCACUGAUGGGACUGAUUUUCUAUUUCAUAGCAAGAAUUUUAGUGAAUGUUUGUGACACAGAACGUUUUAUCCUCACAAUGAGGAAUCACUGGGUGCAAAUUAAUGUAAUGUCAAUUAAUUACUUCGGUCAAGUUGUUGUAAAUUUAUGCAUGGCAUGAAUUUCGAGGGCACAUAGGCAAUACUUUAUUUACUUACUUAAUAGAUAUUGCUGUUAGAAUUACACAGUUUGACUGGUACCGAUAUGCUAAAAAUAUUGAAAUAUUUCUGCUUGAUAUUCAAGUACAAAAAUCAUUGAUAUUUGGGUGUUACCCAGUAAUAUGUUUGCGCAGGCGCAUUAUUGUCAAAUAAAAAUAUAGA
Molecule: messenger RNA, 781 nt
Organism: Pocillopora verrucosa
Lineage: Eukaryota; Metazoa; Cnidaria; Anthozoa; Scleractinia; Pocilloporidae
Product: transcription factor ATOH7
Biological process (GO): developmental process; regulation of transcription by RNA polymerase II
Molecular function (GO): protein dimerization activity; RNA polymerase II transcription regulatory region sequence-specific DNA binding; DNA-binding transcription factor activity, RNA polymerase II-specific
Source: RefSeq, a predicted model, not a curated record